Molecule: messenger RNA, 522 nt
Organism: Mucor velutinosus
Lineage: Eukaryota; Fungi; Mucoromycota; Mucoromycetes; Mucorales; Mucoraceae
Product: Bifunctional purine biosynthetic protein ade1
Exons: 6
Coding region: 1-522 (173 amino acids)
Biological process (GO): protein targeting to vacuole; late endosome to vacuole transport via multivesicular body sorting pathway
Cellular component (GO): fungal-type vacuole membrane; Vps55/Vps68 complex
Source: RefSeq, a predicted model, not a curated record
AUGUACGACGACGAACCGCAAUCCAUAUUUGUAUUUAGAAAUCCACUUCGUUUCCUGUCUCGCAAAGGACGACAAAUAGGAGCCUAUCUCUCUGGCGGAUUGCUAGCAGUGGGUUGGUGGGUCUUCAUCGAUGCAGUGAUCAAUUCAGCAAAGUACGAUGGGGAGAGUUAUAUGGGAUUUGAGGAUUGGUUUUCUGGUAUUCUCACAACGUUUGGUAUGAUUGUUAUCAACUUGAUUGAUAAGAGCCGUUUGCAAGGAGAGGCAUUUUCAUAUGCUGGUUCAGGAUUAGUCUGGAAAGCACGUUUGUUCUUAUUUUUGGGAUUUGCAUUGAUUGCCGGAGGAUUUGCUGGGUCCUGUUGUGUUUUGAUUAUCAAGUACAUUGUCCAUUUGGAGUCUGCACAGCCUUACAUCAACUAUGGCAUUGCAGGCGUUGGACAGAAUGGGUUGAUCAUGUUGAGUACCAUUGUUUUGUGGGUUGCUCAGAAUACGCAAGAAGAAUACGAAUAUAGCGUGCGUCUCUAA